AUGAGCUUCUUCAUCUCCACAAAUGCUUUAUUUGGGACGGCAGAGCCGAGCAGAAUCGAAAGAAUCAAUAGGGAAAAUGAGCGCGGUAACCUGGCCACCAUCACGCGUCUGGUCAUCAAGGGAUUGCUGGAGCAUUCGAUGAAGUCGCUGAAUCGACUUGUCAACGCAGACGGCACCGAGUUGUGCGACUUUUUCAUCAUGCUGGAGAAGGUGUUGUUUCAUGGACUGAAGACCAGUGAUAAAAAGGCGCUGAUUUCGCUCACUUCCCCGGACGCCGAUUUAUGGGCGACCCUAGGGCGAGCUCUCGUGGAUCCUAGAAAUUCUGAAAAUUCGAUUAGUCAGGCAUAUCGUUGCGUGGAACAGUUGGAGUACCUGAAAACCUCGAUUAGCAGGGUUCGGGCCCUUCUGCGGCUUUCCAUGAUGCAGAAGAGGCUUCACGAUUUGUUCACCGAUUAUACGAGUUCACCAGUGGUCAGGGAACAAUACGAGGAUUGGGCUCUCUUGCGAAGCCCAGACGCCGAACCCCUGGUCGGUCAGCUCAUCGGACUCUCAGUGCUCACGUGUACUUUCACUUUGGAUUUUGGGCUGCUAAAGGACCAACCAGUCACGAUUGAUCUAUCGCGCUAUAUCAAGAUCCCGACACAAAUAACGGGCGCCGAGGAAAUGAAUAUAUCUGAGGAUUUGAACGAGCAACAACAGGAAAUGAAAACGCUGCUGGAUCAGAAUCACUAUUUGGAGGAGCGGAAUAGAUUGUUACAGGACAAAGUGGGGGAGUUGAAGAAGCGGAUCUACGAAGAGGAAAACGGGUCUCCGUUGGAUGCAGCGGCGGUAUCCUUCCAACGGCUGUCUCAAGAAACUGCACGCCGGCAAUCGGAAGCCGAUUCUGGAAAGUUGUGGAUGGCUGAAAAGGAGAGACUGUUGGGAACUAUCAUCGAGAAAGAGGAUGCGAUGAGGCUAGCUGAACAGCAGAAGGCUGAUCUGGCAAAAAUGAACAAGGAGCUCUACGAAAAAUUGAGAGAGGCCGAAGAUGCCGAGAAAAAGCUGGAAAAUGAUUUUAUUUUGUUGAGGACACAGCAUGCUCAAGAAAAGCAAUCAAUGAUGCAAGCGAUGGAAACGCAGCACAGCUCCCAGGAGCAUGACCAAAAGCUGCUCGGCGAGAUGCACGCCAUCGGCGACAAGUACACCAACACCCUCAGCCAUCUGGAGGAGAAGCAAAAGGAGCUGAGAGCGGUAAAAGAAGAGCUGCGCAAAACCGAGCAAGAAAGGCAUCGCUUGGAGCAGGAGCUCAAGGAGCUCCCUUUUCUUACAAAGGAGAUAGAGACGCUGAAGGAGCAGCUGGGCGCCGUUGAGGAGAAGGCGAACAGCUACGAGACGGCCCUGAUGGAUCUGGGGUGUGAUUUGUCGAGCACCAAGCUGAAAAUCCUGGAGCUGCGCGAGGAGAUGCUGCCGAUGGGCGGUGACUGGCAAAAGGAUGCCGAGGUGGCCGGGUGCACCGGGUGCAACGUGCGCUUUAGUUUGACGAGGCGGAAACAUCAUUGCAGGGCUUGUGGCCGCAUUUUUUGCCAAGCCUGCUCGUCGACCCGCGUCCGAUUGCUGUCGUCGACGAACCCGGUGCGCGUGUGCCACGGCUGCUUCCACAAUCUGCAAACCCUCCACACCCAAAAUCCGGACGGAAAUACCCCA
Mesorhabditis spiculigera is the source of this 1683-nucleotide messenger RNA. Lineage: Eukaryota; Metazoa; Nematoda; Chromadorea; Rhabditida; Rhabditidae. The record is from the annotation of a GenBank genome assembly.